This is a messenger RNA of Effrenium voratum, 1696 nucleotides long. The record is from the annotation of a GenBank genome assembly. NCBI's taxonomy places the organism in Eukaryota, Dinophyceae, Suessiales, Symbiodiniaceae.
GCAAGGAUUCCUUGAGCGUAUCACCUGGCAAUGGCGGGCGAAGGAGAUGUCAUGAUGUCUCCAGAGAGCCACUGCGAGACGAAGGACUCGGCGGAGCCGCAGGCGGAAGUGGAGGCAGAGGCGCUGCCAGGCGACGCCGAAAAGGCGGACGAGGACAAGAAGGAUGAGCCAAUGGGCCCCAGCAACGAAGAGCGGGUGGCAACGGCGGAGGCGGCCAAGGAAGCGGGCAACGCGCUGCUCAAGGCCGGGGACCCCGCCGGCGCCGCUCAGAGGUACGGUGAGGGCUUGGAGUUGACCGAGCCGCUACUGGAGAAGGAUCCAGGCGAAGUGGGCGAAGAUCUUCAGAAGAGAGGCACCGCAGUGUACGUGGCUUUGCGGCUGAACUCGGCCCAGGCGUGCAUCAAGCAGAGCUUGUGGCUGCCAGCCAUCGAGCACGCCAGCAAAGUCCUACUCCUGGAGAAGGAGAACACCAAGGCCUUGUACCGCCGGGGCCUGGCGGCCCUGCAGCUGGACACGGAGGGGCGGCUGGAGGAAGCCAAGGGUGAUCUCACCCGCCUCAUUCAGCUGGAGCCUGGCAACCGCGAGGCCAGAGAGAUGGUACAGAAGGCCAAAGAGCGAUUGAAGGACCUGAAGCAGCAAGAGAAAGAGAGGUUAAGCGCCGCCAUGAAGGGCGGGCUCUAUCAAGAGCAGCACAAGAAGCUUGGAAAGCUACAAGCAGCCUAUGAGGAGGAGGUUAAGAGACGGAAAGACGCUGGGGAGGAUGAGAUCUCAUUUGAGGACUUUGCCAAAAAGGCAAAAGAGAAGGAGGAGGAGCUAGAAAAGAAACAGAAGGAGGAGGCUCAAAAAAGGAGAGAGGAAGCGCAGUUGGAGGAGGAGAAGAGGCUGUUGCAGGAGGAGAACCAGCGCCGAAGCACGGAGGGCCUCGCGGAGCUGUCGCUGGAGGACUGGCGCUCUCAGCAGGCGAAGAAGGCGUCAGAGGCGAAGCGCCCUGAGGAGGUGGUCAAGAUGAACGAAGAUGAGCUGGACGAAGAGGACAAGAAGUUGCUCAAGGAGACCAAGGAAAAGGGCUACUAUCAUGGCCGGCUGGGCACUGUUUUGUCGGAUGCCGCGCCCAAGCCGCAGAUGGUCACGGAGACCAAAGAGGCGUCCCUGGCCAAAGCCGGCAGCGAGUGGAACCAGGCGGGCACCUGGGAGGAGAAGGACGCCUCGUCCUGGGCAAAGGAGCGGCUCACCGCCUGGCUGAGCGACGCCUGCGUGUCAAGCUCCAACGUGACCCUGCCAUCGGGUACCGGCGAGGUCACUGCCAAGGUCACGAAGGUGAAGUCUCUGAGCGGCGAGGCGCACAUCGUCUACGUUCGCAAGCAGCCGCGCCACGGUUUCAACUACGAAGCCGAGCUCAGCUUCUCGCUGAACCUCGGCGAGAGCAAAUUCAGCGGCUCCCUGUGUAUGCCGGAGCUUAUGGACGCAGUCGCUCCAGCAGAGCUGCGAGUGGAUGCUAGAUGGAAGGGCUCUGGCCCUUCCGAGACAUUUUUGCCCUUGGCCACCGAGUGGCUGGAAAGGCUCCAAGAAAGAGUCAGAAGCCAAGUGGCGGCCUUUCGGGACGAGUACCAAAAAAGAUACUAGGGAGCUCCAGAAGUGGCGCCUCCCGACGCUGCGCUCGACUCGCAGCGAAAAGACCAGAGACAGAUUGUGCAGC